This is a messenger RNA of Lingula anatina, 1176 nucleotides long. RefSeq lists its product as uncharacterized. Lineage: Eukaryota; Metazoa; Brachiopoda; Lingulata; Lingulida; Lingulidae. The record is from RefSeq and is a predicted model, not a curated record.
AUGGCGCACCCAACAGGUGGAGCAGCAAUUCACACACGAGCUACAACUGCUACCAGUAUUCACAUUGAGGAAACAUCAAAGAGUGUGUCGUUGGCAUCCGGUCCAUACAAUCAACACAACUUCGCUGUUUUCAACGCCAGACGCGCAAAGGCCGAUAAUAAUGAGUCCAAACCAAAUUUUAUCAAGAUACUGCCCUGGGGAGGGCGGUCCAAUGACGAAGGGUGUAUGGACGGUUGCUGUGGCAAAAUGACUUGGUACGCCGUAGUCGCUUUCCCUUUAGCUGUGACUCUUUUUGGGUGGUGGACACGAGGAAGUUUAAUGCCUUAUCUCUUCAUGUUUGGCCUUUGCCUGCUCCUUACCUGGCACAUAGCAGCAAUGGUCAUCAUCAAGGUCAACCAAAGUCGCUUUGAGUCAAACGAUGCCUGGUACCUUAUAAAAUUAGAUACAAAUGACAGCAUCGACGGAAGUGUGAACGGCUUCUUUAAAAUCACAGCAAGACAAGCGAACCACAUUACAUUCUCAGGAGUUGCAGUGAACCAAGAACAAAUUAAUAUGUUGCAAUACCAACUUCUGCAUAAUCAUGAGGCAGAGAUCGACGUGAUGUUAUACAACUGGACGUACCAAACCAGACGCUUUAGCGUUCCGUUCCGGAGCAUUUUCCUUGUCAGCAUCCUCUACAUUGGAAGCCUGGUCCUUCACGGAAUGUACUUCAUUAACGCCCACAGUGAUCAAAAUGGGUAUUAAUUCAAACCGGUAGACAUACCGACUAAUGAACAUAAUUCUAUAUGCAAACCUUUUGCAUUUCUGUAAGGACCCUGGCGUAUCAUUAGAAAACUCUUAUUUGAUAUUCUUAGUUAAAACAAUUCAACACGCUAUUUUGAAAUUUGAAGAAUUAUUUACUAUCAUUCAUACUGUUUGAUAGAAGCAUUAAUUACAAAUUAAAUUAGAUUUAUUCGAAUUAUACCAUUUAGGGAAGUAGAUGAUACGAGUAAUAUUUUAUUGUGGAGAGAUUUUCGUGUUUGCGCCCUUGAAACAUUAGAUUUUGAACAAAAGUCCUAGAUAAGGAGACGGCAUUCACAAAUGUCAUAAAGUAUUGCAGUGCCGUCCAAUAUUGUUAAAACAUUUAAAAUGUUGUAAGAUAAAUGAUUAGGCUAUUGGGAGGUGAACCUGAUCAAA